AUGGCAGACACUCAAAUCGACCUUGCAACAUUUUCGUACAUUUCAAUCCCAACCACAAAAAUCAUUAAAGAAGGGUAUAUGGUGAAACGUGGCCAUAUCAUUCGUAAUUGGCUCCAGCGUUGGUUCGUUUUGACAAGUGACAUCCUCUAUUACUUUGAUGCCGAAAAAUUGCACCUUAAAGGGUAUAUCCCUUUAGCUUUUGGUACAAUAACUCGAAGUCCUGAAAUGAAAAAACAGCCAUGUUUCCAACUUAUUUCUCCGAUACAAUCCAAGUCGUAUUUCAUUCAAUGCACGACAGAAGACGAGUGCGGACUCUGGAUGGCAGCUAUCUCAAUUGUCUUAAAUAAAUACAUUGGCGAACCAGAAACUAUGGACCAUGUCACACACAUUACAUAUUCAGAAGGGGGGUUCACUGGAAUACCUCCGGAGUGGGAGACUGUAUUUGUAGGUCUUGGGAUUUCAAAAGAGGAAAUCAAGUCCAACCAAAAGGAAGCGAUGCAAGUCAUCGAAUUUACUAAAAAGAUGGAAGAAGAACCAUUGCGCCCGCCACCCAUGCCCGAGAGUGAGGUGAGUAUUACAUUAAAAGAUAUAGUCCAAGAGGGUAACCCAGUGACACUCUUUGAGAAUUGGCAGCAAAUUGGUGAAGGUGUGAGUGGUGUUGUAUUUCAAUGUGUCGACAAAGCAUCGGGUGAGGAGCGAGCCGUGAAAAAGAUCAAAAUAGAUGAAGAGGUCUUGAACUUGCAAGAGAUUAAAAUCAUGCAGACACUUAAACAUAAGAACAUCGUUGGAUACUUCGGGUGCUACGAGUUAGAAAACUCGUUGUAUAUUGCAAUGGAAUUUAUGGACAGAAAUAACUUGACGGCUAUUCUCGAGUUCUUCCCACAAGUCGCUAUGAAAGAAGAUCAAAUUGCUUAUGUUGCUCGUGAGACAAAUGAAGCGUUAAGAUACGUCCAUUCCUUCCAUCGAAUUCAUCGGGACAUUAAAUCCGAUAAUAUUCUUAUCAAUCACAAAGGCGAAGUAAAGUUGGCUGAUUUUGGUGUGUCCGUUCAACUCACAAAAAGUAAGACAAAGAGAAAUACUAUAGUCGGAACACCAUAUUGGAUGGCUCCUGAAGUCAUCAAAGGAAAAGACUAUGACUGUGUCGUCGACGUUUGGUCCCUUGGAAUCAUGUGCAGAGAAAUGAUGGAAGGAUAUCCACCUUAUAUGGAAGAUCCUCCACUUCGUGCAUUGUUCCAAAUUUCUACAAAAGGCGUACCACCUAUUACAGGUGGAAAUUGGACUCCUGUGUUACUUAACUAUGUAAAUGGGUGUUUGUCCGUAAACCCGGAACAAAGACUUACCACAGAGGGGUCAGUCAACAACCCGUUCUUCCAAAAGGCGUGCACAGAAGAGAUGUUUGCGGACUUUGUUACCUCUGUGGAGAAGUUGGCUCUCCAACAACAAAAAUGA
Messenger RNA from Entamoeba invadens IP1, 1449 nucleotides. RefSeq names its product serine/threonine protein kinase 3/4, putative. Gene Ontology annotation, molecular function: protein serine/threonine kinase activity; ATP binding. Gene Ontology annotation, biological process: regulation of MAPK cascade; intracellular signal transduction; protein phosphorylation. NCBI's taxonomy places the organism in Eukaryota, Evosea, Mastigamoebida, Endamoebidae. Gene Ontology annotation, cellular component: cytoplasm. The coding region runs from base 1 to 1449 and encodes 482 amino acids. The record is from RefSeq and is a predicted model, not a curated record. The transcript has 4 exons.